Messenger RNA from Penicillium argentinense, 2313 nucleotides. RefSeq lists its product as uncharacterized. The coding region runs from base 1 to 2313 and encodes 770 amino acids. Gene Ontology annotation, molecular function: NADP binding; N,N-dimethylaniline monooxygenase activity; flavin adenine dinucleotide binding. NCBI's taxonomy places the organism in Eukaryota, Fungi, Ascomycota, Eurotiomycetes, Eurotiales, Aspergillaceae. The record is from RefSeq and is a predicted model, not a curated record. The transcript is spliced from 3 exons.
AUGUCACCCAAAAAAGUAGCCAUCAUCGGAGCCGGCCCAUCCGGUCUGGUGACGGCAAAGACCCUGCUGCACAACUUCCCACAUGGAACAUUCGCUCCAGUGGUUUUUGAUAGUCGCCAGGAAAUCGGCGGUCUCUGGCCUUCCCCGGCCCGCGCAAAGGCCCGAGACGCGAAGGCGCAUGACCCUGUGUCGCUGGAUCCGUGGAUGCGCACCAAUCUGAGCCGGCUCACGGUUGCUUUUUCCGAUCUUUCGUGGGAGUCAGUUAUUGAUGAUGGCAAUCUGCCUAUGUUCCCGCAGGCUCGGCAGGUUGGACUGUACUUGGCGACUUAUGCACAGCGCUAUAUUCCCACAGAGGCUCUCCGACUGGGAAGUCGUGUGAAGCGGACAGAGAGAAUUGUAAGGGCGCACUCUCCGACUCAGUGGAGGGUCUCGUGGACGCAGAGUGGAUCAAACAAUCUUCACAACGUCGAACAAGGCCCCGCAAAUCACGAGCAAUCAGAGGACUUUGAUUACCUUGUCGUGGCAUCUGGCUAUUUUGCUCGCCCUUACAUCCCAGACAUCCCAGGGCUAGCACACUUCCAAGGACGAAUUGUCCAUAGUUCGGCCCUUCGCAAAGGCCAUGACGAAGCAAAGGACAACGACCUCGCUCGGGGUAACAUUGCGGUUCUCGGAGGUAGUAUGUCUGGCGUUGAAGCUGCAUCCGCAUUUGCGCUCCAUCGCUCCUCCAGACAUGAGUGCAAGGAUACGGCAAAAGCUGCCUUAAAAGACCCCGCAGACCGCGCAAUCUACCACAUAUCCUCCCGGCCAUUUUGGACUUUGCCGACCUACCUUCCACAGAAGGCGUCAUCAAAUGAGGGAGUCGCGUUUCUUCCCCUUGACUUGGCAAUGUACGACUUGGAUCGCCGGCCUCCAGGCACGAGGGAUUACACCAUUGGGCCUAUUCCAGAAGAAAAGGCAGCCACGACAAAUGUAUACUUUCAAUCGAUGCUCGGCAAUGAAUACGAGAACCUCGCACACGUGCAUCUAGAUAACCCACAACAAAGAUCUCGUCCUCCUUGGGUAGCAAUUGGGAACGACUAUGCUGGGUAUGUUCAGUCAGGCACGAUCAAACCCAUGAUGGGUCGGACGGUAUCCAUACACCCAGGCCCCGAUGCAACACUGGCAUCAGUGAGGAUCGAGACCGCCAACGGUGAAUCGAAGUUACUCGAAAACGUCUCUUCGAUCGUGAUGGCCACCGGAUUUACCCCAUUCGAGUCCCUAUCAUUCCUCCCCGUCGACGUCUUAUCUGCAUUAGAAUAUACCACGGACGACUCAUUUCUUCCACUCGUUCUAGACCAGGGCGGCACGCUCCGUUCCGAGAUCCCAGACGUAGGCUUCGUCGGAUACUAUCGUGGUCCGUACUGGGGAGUCAUGGAGAUGCAAGCGAGGUUUCUCGGCAAGACAUGGACACAGACCAAGGAUGCGUCUCCAACGACAGAGCCCCAGAGAUCGAGUAUACGUCUUCUGAGACAGCCGUCUACGGAGCCUAGACGCGGUCAAUUUCCGAUGGGCGAUUAUGUCGGGCUCAUGGAAACAUUUGCCAAGGUUCUUGGGAUCAGACGGACAGAUCUUUCAGAUGGAGAUGGAGGAUCUGGACCUGUUGUUCCUGCUCGCUAUGUUUUUGACGAGACUUCAGCUACAUCCGAAGAAAAGGAUGCAAGGAAUAAAGAGAUUCAAACUACUUUGAGCUCCCUGCGAGGAAUCUUCAAUAGCCGGGUACUUGGUAUUUCAGACUCAGAUUCUCAGUCAGCCACAUAUCUGGCUAUUUUCAGAGCUCUACAUGGAAGGUGGAUAUCAACGACGACUCGGCGGGAUUUUGUCGGCGAAAUAUAUGGGGCUGUGGCUUUUGAUCCGAGGUAUCCAUCAGACCCUGCAUAUGACAGGGAGUAUGUUUGUGAGGAGCGCCUUGACUCGGAGUCUGCCGGCAGCGGAGCGACUCCACUCAGCCCUACUUUGACAAUCUGGCGUCUGUCAGAAGCAGGAGGUGACAGCGGCUCUUUCGUUCAGAUAUCUCCCAUGGACUUUGCGUUGUCCCAGGAUCAUCGCCAGCUGAGAUUCUCCUCCCAGGAGAUCGGCAGUGACAGAACCACCUCAGAUACCUCCAGAAUAGACCUUGCUGGUGCCCGUCCACCCGUGUUCAGUCUGAAUGACAGUCAAUACGAAUACACGUUCUGGUUUGAUGGAGUCUCCAUCUCUAGCUGGGAACGGUCUCGUAUCAACAAUGAAUCAGACCCAAUCGAUUCCACCACGCGGACAGUGUACACCAGAAUCUAG